Messenger RNA from Mycena citricolor, 4411 nucleotides. Lineage: Eukaryota; Fungi; Basidiomycota; Agaricomycetes; Agaricales; Mycenaceae. The record is from the annotation of a GenBank genome assembly.
CCACGAGCUCAGGGUUUCUCGGGCCCGUUCCCAAAUUUUUGUUACCGCUAAUGGACGCGCGACAUCCUCUGAAGGCCCUCUUGCAACUCCAACUCGGAUCGGACUCCUACGCAGUUCUUCAUCUGCCGUACAUUCUCGACUCUCUGACGGCGGAGAACUUUGCACCCUCCCCGCACUUGACCAAAUGGACGGCACGAAUCAACUCACUUUUGCACGCGAAGACUGCCGACGCGCGGUGGGCGGGACUUUGCCUGGCGCAGAAGAGUGCUAUUCUCGCGAAACCCAUUCUAUUGGAAUGCGCGCAGAGCUGGAUCGGGAGCGUUCUGCCGUUGUUGUCUAAACAAGAACCCGUUCCAGUACUAGCUGCAUCGAUACGACUCCUGCGGAUUCUGUUUACGGAGGCUGCGGACAUGCCUGAGUUCCAGAGACAAGUCGCAACACCGAAUGUUGCAAAGUUUACUACUGCGUGCAUGGCACUUGUGGACAAGCAGUCAGAUGUCGAGUUGAGAUGCUUGAUUCUGUCCACUCUUACUGCGCUGGUCAUAGUCUAUCCGACUCUGCACCGGACUUGGUCGGGCGGAUUGUCUACGAUCUGUCUCGGUGUUCUGAACGGUAGCCCAUUCGAUACCACCGAUUCUAGACUGGUUCAUUCCGCUUCCUGCUUAUAUGCUACUCUGCCUCUGACUGGUGGAAAAGUCGGAGCCGUCAAUCUAUGGAGGAAAGCUAUGGAGGAUAGCUUGUCGCAAGGGUGGAACUCGUUCUACGCUAUACGAACUACAUUCUCUGUUGAUGGUCGUUUGCCCUCAGCGUCUUCUGAGGACCCACGGAUCGCUGUUCCUCUCAAUCUAGAUCGACUAAAAUGCAGCGUGGUAGCCAUUAGCGAUUUACUGAAAACCAACACGGCCCGUGCUGUGCAAAUCCCUUUGGGUGCUCUCCUCAAAUUCGCGUUGGCACUUGUGGGAUGUCUCAAGGACGAAAAGGUAGAGCAUCAUAUCGAUUACUCAAGACGUGAUAUGGAAGCCUCUGUUACCCCGCACAUCUGGAAAAUUGGCUCUGAUUUAAUCAUCCGACUCGCAGAAUGGUACACUCCUGCUUCUCAACUUUCCUGCGGGCUGACAGCCAUUUCCCGAUGCAGUCUAGGCCGUCGUCUGACUCCCAAUGCGACGACCGUCGUUGGCUGUCUGGUGUCUCAACUCGAGCAGUCCACCACUGCCUCGGAGCGACUGUCUUUUCUUGUGGCGUUGGAAGCGAUGCUAUCCAAGUGUCUGCCACUCGAUUCACCCUUGCUUGUGAAUGGUUUGGCUAAAACUCUCCUGCCUUUUGUAUCCGUUCUUGUCUCAAAGCAAGAUGUCUCUAAUGGAGAUACUCAAACAAGUGGCCGUAGUAAAAAAGGCAAAAAAAGGGCUAGAGAGUUUGAAGGCGACGAACUCUUCAACUUGUCUCGAGAUGUGAUCUGCCCAACCGCAGUGGACGGGAAAGUUGUAUUGGCAUCCCUCGCAGUGCUCCGGAUCAUUCUGCGCAAUCACACCCUCUCGCCAGCCCUCCAUUCGAUAUCUUCCCGCGUCGUCCUCUCAAUCAUGCUGAAAUUGCCGCAAAUAUCAGCAGCAGCAGUUUCCGCCGAUCACCUUCUUCAUGGCGAGGUCACAGCCGUGGUACAGGACAUGAGUCUGGAGUUGUCUACCGGAUCGACGGGAGGAAUGAGUAAGAGCCUUGGACUAGUCAUCAAUUCCAAUCUAUCAGCGGUACAUCGAGAUCCUGAUCUCGAAAUUCUUUUGCACCCUCGUCUUCCUCCGCUGCUUCGUUCCUUGCCCUGGAUUGAGUCAUUGUCGCUCUCUCACGCAGAAGAAAGCCAGGCGGAGGCUGAGCUGCGACAGUCCCUGGGACUGGCCUCUGCGGAACCACUCGAACCAGUCGAGAAAGUCGCACCAAUAUCUGCCAGCACCGAUGAUCUGUCCAUGUCCAGGCCAGCUCAAGCUCCAACGCCGGUGAUCACAGCGCCUGUAUUUGCUGCGCCGCUACUACCCCCGCCACAGAUGGCCACCCAGCUCGCUCCCCAAACUGUUGCAAUGACACCAGCACCAACAACCCCAGCAAAACCAGUCUCAGCUUCGUUGGCUACUACAGUCACCCAAAUGCGGAUGGAGGUCGACGACGACGAAAAUGAGGAAAUGCCGGUGCUCAACAUGGACUCGGACUCGGAGGAUUCCGAGUAACCUGCGCUCGCAUUCAUGUUCUGGGCCGUUUCGCAUUCCGAGUGUGGAUCGGCAGGUCUUCUUCGUCCGACUCGGCAUCGGCAUUUGCAUUAUUGCCACUCAGCGAUCGAAUCUGCUCUUUGGUUAGCUACUUCGUGUGAAUGUCGUCGUGGGAGAGGGGACCUUGAAUAGAAAACCUUGUGCUACGACAUUUCCCGUAUCCAAAGCCAAUGCACGCUCUAGAUGCGAUUGGGCAUCUCGUAGUAGACUGGGACCGAGGGAAGUUGAAAGCUCUGUAGGAAGUGGGUCGUGUUAGACUAGAUGCCAUCCAGGAUCUUUACCGCCAGGUUGAGCCAAGAACAAGCAGAGCAGUCCAGCGUACACGUGAAGAGCCGGAUUAUCCUGGUAAGGAAAGGAGGGUAGGUACCUACGUGCCUCUCAAUGCAUUGGUCGGAAUGAGAAAUAGAGGCGUCAUACAGCUCAAGUUCGUCCAAAGCCUCUCUGUGCUCACCGGAGGCGAUCAAAUGGAGCACUAGCUCUUGGAGAAUGCUUUCGCGCUGGCACAGAGACUCAUUGUCAGACCCAACCGGGCGCCGUUGACUCGACCCUCACUUCCUCGGGCUGUUGUAACAUCAUCACGCGUAAAAACUCGAUUUUCUUGGUCGUUUUGUUGGGCUCAGGGCCGAGGAGUUGCAAGCCCGUCACCCACAUUUUCUUCCACUUGAUUUCCUCGCACCGAGCUAAGAUAGCCCAAGCGCGAGCAGCUCGCGCGAAGUCGCCGCGCUGAAGGCAGAUUUCCAUCACAUCGUAGAGACGGCGGAUAUGGGUUUUCCUGGUAGAGAAGCGUUUGGCUUCAACAGAGGAAUUGAAAAUGAAGGAUUGAGUCAUGGCGCCAGACCCUCAACUCAACUAUCAUGUCUGGUAUAAACGCCGGCGACGACAAACUCGUCUUCGAGUCCUCUGAGGCCGUGUCCGUGGUGUCCACUUUCGACGACUUGGGGUUGAAGGAGGAUCUUGUUCGAGGCAUCUACGCGUACAACUUCGAAAAGCCCUCUGCGAUCCAACAGCGUGCCAUCCUGCCUAUAACACAAGGGCGGGAUGUCAUUGCACAGGCACAGUCGGGUACUGGUAAAACUGCCACAUUUUCCAUCUCCAUCUUGCAGUCCAUCGACAUCAACGUGCGAGAGACACAGGCCCUCGUUUUGUCCCCUACACGUGAACUCGCCACGCAAAUACAGUCUGUCGUACUCGCGCUGGGCGACUACAUGAACGUGCAGUGUCACGCGUGUAUCGGCGGAACCUCGAUUGGGGAGGACAUCCGUAAGCUGGAGUACGGGCAGCACGUCGUCUCUGGUACCCCUGGCCGUGUGUUCGACAUGAUCCGGCGGCGGAGCUUGCGUACACGCAAUAUCAAGAUGUUGGUGCUUGACGAGGCGGACGAGUUGUUGAACAAGGGGUUCAAAGACCAGAUCUAUGACGUUUACCGCUACCUCCCUCCCGCCACCCAGGUCGUUCUGCUCAGCGCUACCCUUCCAUACGACGUGCUGGAGAUGACAACAAAAUUCAUGACCGACCCCAUCCGCAUUCUCGUCAAGCGUGACGAACUGACGCUGGAGGGCAUCAAGCAGUUCUUCGUCGCCGUGGAGAAGGAAGACUGGAAAUUCGACACGCUGUGCGACUUGUACGACACUCUGACAAUCACGCAAGCGGUUAUCUUCUGCAACACUCGACGCAAGGUCGACUGGUUGACGGAAAAGAUGCGCAAUUCAAAUUUCACGGUGUCUUCAAUGCACGGUGAGAUGGCGCAGAAGGAGCGUGAUGCUAUCAUGGCAGAGUUCCGCGGAGGAACAUCGCGUGUGUUGAUCACAACGGACGUUUGGGCGCGUGGCAUCGAUGUGCAGCAGGUUUCGCUGGUCAUCAACUAUGAUCUCCCUGCGAACCGUGAAAACUACAUUCACCGUAUCGGCCGGUCUGGUCGUUUCGGUCGCAAGGGUGUUGCCAUCAACUUUGUGACUGUUGACGACGUUCGUAUCCUGCGUGAUAUCGAACAAUUCUACAGCACUCAGAUUGAUGAAAUGCCAGUGAACGCUGCAGAGCUUAUCUGAUUUGUGCAUUACUUUUCGUCGAAUUGUGUUUUGGAUGCCUUAGCAAAUGCCAAUUUUGUAAUCUACUGUGCGGGUGUCUCACUUGUCAGGUCAUCCAUACGCGAACGAUUGUUG